AUGUCCUUUCAGUUUAACACCGCCUGUGAAAAAGCCAAAGCCUUUACGAAGAAACCCACCAAUGAUGAGUUUUUGGAAUUCUAUGGUCUCUACAAACAGGCCACCGUGGGUGAUUGUAAUAUUGCCAAACCGGGUGUAACGGAUGUCGUAGCAAAAGCUAAAUACGAGGCAUGGAACAGGCACAAGGGCAUGUCCCAAGAUGCAGCCAAACAGGCAUAUAUUGCAACCUAUCAAAAAUAUGCACCCAAAUAUGCUUAAGG
Molecule: messenger RNA, 260 nt
Organism: Musca vetustissima
Lineage: Eukaryota; Metazoa; Arthropoda; Insecta; Diptera; Muscidae
Product: acyl-CoA-binding protein-like
Exons: 1
Coding region: 1-258 (85 amino acids)
Biological process (GO): fatty acid metabolic process
Molecular function (GO): long-chain fatty acyl-CoA binding
Source: RefSeq, a predicted model, not a curated record